This is a messenger RNA of Sorghum bicolor (sorghum), 1690 nucleotides long. RefSeq lists its product as uncharacterized. Bases 198 to 1103 code for a protein of 301 amino acids. Lineage: Eukaryota; Viridiplantae; Streptophyta; Magnoliopsida; Poales; Poaceae. The transcript is spliced from 3 exons. The record is from RefSeq and is a predicted model, not a curated record.
GGCGGGCCGGUCGCAGCUCCCCCGAUGCGAUCGCCGAUAGCCCACCUGCUCCAAAGACAAGUACUCGCUGCCAAGCGGGCCACCCCCUUCGCCAACCUUCCCCUGCCGGCGCUCAGAUCCGCCGCCCCGCACCACACCCGGCAGCAACCACGACAAGCGGCCCGGCGCGCGGCAAGCUCCCUCCCACCCUUCCCACCAUGCCGGGUCUGGUCGCCUACUCGGGCGCCGGGCUGGGCCUCCUGGCCCUCGCCGCGCUCGAGUCCCUGCCCCUCCGCGUCCCGCCGCUCCGGUUCCUCCCGCGCCGCCUCUCCACGCCGCUGCACCUCCGCCACCUCGUUGCAGCGGCCCUCUCCGCGCUCUGCCUCGUCUCCGCUCUCGUCUCCGCGCACCACCUCUCGCUCCCCACGCUCGCCGCCUCGGCGCUCUUCCUCCUCUACUCCCUCGCGCCCUUCGUGCCGCUCGCCGCGCCGCUGCCGUUCCCGCUCCUCGACCUCCUCCUCGCCGCGGCCUUCGCGCAGGAGCUGCUCCUCUUCGCGCACCGCCGACCCUCCACCGCCGCCGGGAUCGAGAACCGCUACUUCGACCUGCUCCUCGUCCCCAUUGCGCUCUGCCUCGGCGCCACGCUGCUCGCCGCGCACCGCCCAGGGGAGCCCACGCCGCGGCUCGCCCGCGCGGCGGGCCUGGCGCUGCAGGGCACGUGGAUGCUGCAGAUGGGCUUCUCCUUCUUCACCAGCGCCAUCGCGCAGGGCUGUGCGCUCCACGCCGCCAGCCGCGCCGACUACACCAUUAAGUGCCGCACCCACGAGGAUUACCACCGCGCGCGGUCUGUUGCCACGCUGCAGUUCAACGGCCACCUCGCGCUGCUUGUGAUCGCCGGCGCGGCCACUUAUGCGGCAGUCCUCUCCAGGGCAAACCGACCCCCGAGAGGGUAUAGUGUUCUGGGCAAGGAGGUGCAGAUGGAGGGGAUGCCGAUUAUGUCACAGUUCACACUGGAUUCGGAUGAGGAGAAGGAAGACGAAGCGAUCACCUCUACAGUAGCUCCAGUGGCAAAUGGCGCAGAGUCUCAUGACGAGAUCCCACUGCACGAACCUGAUUCCAAGUGACGGAGAUGAAAUUUGGGCUGUUCUUCUGUCGAUUAGCCAAGUGGAGGAGGAUGUCAACAGAGCUGCAGUACACUGGGGCUCCAUGCUUGUGUGUUUUGAUUAGAUGUUCUACUCUGUGAAUUUGGAUGAAAAUUGGCUGCUAUAAUUAGCUUGGCAUUGCCCCAAAUCCUCCUCUCCUAGGGACAACUGCCACUGGCCACACUUGGGAGGAGCAUUUGCUGGGAUUGAUGUGAACCAAUCUACCAAUUCUCAGCUGCCUGUGAAUACUGGUGUUCUGGUAUGGGUGAUACAUCCAUGACCAUGGUGGCAUCAGUUGGCCCCAUCCAAUACACAGUGUAGCAUGGUGACUUUGCUGACUUUAGAUCAUCAAAUGAGUUGAAAGUUGAAACGUAUCCCUGUGGUGGAUGGGAUAUAGGGCAGCCAAACAGUACAUGACAUUGUUAACUUCUUUCAAGUGAAUCGGUGGUAGUUUGUGCCUAGGUAUUUGGUUUCUGAAGCAUUUUGGGUGCUGUGAACUGCAUUGUACGUUCUUGUGUGGAUGCUGGGUUUGUGAGUUGCGCCUUAAAAUCAAGAUCCAUUGGGACUAA